Phyllostomus hastatus (greater spear-nosed bat) is the source of this 6521-nucleotide messenger RNA. RefSeq names its product ADCYAP receptor type I (gene ADCYAP1R1). The transcript has 18 exons. The coding region runs from base 367 to 1929 and encodes 520 amino acids. Gene Ontology annotation, molecular function: vasoactive intestinal polypeptide receptor activity; G protein-coupled peptide receptor activity; peptide hormone binding. Lineage: Eukaryota; Metazoa; Chordata; Mammalia; Chiroptera; Phyllostomidae. Gene Ontology annotation, biological process: adenylate cyclase-modulating G protein-coupled receptor signaling pathway; cell surface receptor signaling pathway. The record is from RefSeq and is a predicted model, not a curated record. Gene Ontology annotation, cellular component: neuron projection; plasma membrane.
GUGACUGACAGCAGCGGCUUUAGGCGAGCGCGGUCCCCGCGUGCGCACACGCACACGCACGCGCCACCGGCAGGGACCCACGGCCACGGGCCGCUGGCUGACACACAGACGCGGAGACCCGGGAUCGGCACUCGCUCCUCAGGGCACACGCUCCGCAUCCCCGGGCGACGCGGGACGCGGACUGGCAGCUGCGCGCCCUCCCUGCGGAGUCUGCCCCGGGCCGAGUCGCAGCACGCAGCCCGGUGGCGAGGCCCCGCGGAGAUCAGCCCUAGCCACCUCGGGGCUGACCGGCGGCUGCUCUGAGUGGGAGGCGAGCGGGGCUGGCCUGAGCCUCUGUUCCGGCUGAGAAGCGUCCAGGCCAACGUCAUGCAGGCCUCCCUGGCCGCCCUUCUUCUGCUGCCGAUGACCACUGCCAUGCACUUCAACUGCAUCCUGAAGGAGGAGAAAGCCAUGUGUCUGGAGAAGAUCCAGAGGGAGAAGGAACAGCUGGGCUUGAACGACUCCUCCCCAGGUUGCCCCGGGAUAUGGGACAACAUCACGUGUUGGAAGCACGCCCAGGUGGGCGAGAUGGUCUUCAUCACCUGCCCCAAGGUCUUCCAGAUCAUCUAUCCAGACCAAGUCUGGGAGACGGAAACCAUCGGAGACCUUGAUUUCGCAGACAUCAACUCCUUGAAUCUCUCAGGCAUGCGGGUGAUAGGCCGGAACUGCACGGAAGACGGCUGGUCAGAGACGUUCCCUCAUUAUUUCGAUGCCUGUGGGUUUGACGAGGAAUACAACGAGACCGGGGACCAGGACUCCUACUACCUGUCGGUGAAGGCUCUGUACACGGCCGGCUACAGCACGUCCCUCGUGUCGCUCACCACGGCCAUGGUCAUCCUGUGUCGCUUCCGGAAGCUGCACUGCACCCGCAACUUCAUCCACAUGAACCUGUUCGUGUCCUUCAUGCUGCGGGCCAUCUCUGUCUUCAUCAAGGACUGGGUCCUCUACGAGGAGCACGACAGCAGCCACUGCUUCAUCUCCUCGGUGGAAUGCAAGGCCGUCAUGGUUUUCUUUCACUACUGCGUCGUGUCCAACUACUUCUGGCUGUUCAUCGAGGGCCUGUACCUCUUCACCCUGCUGGUGGAGACCUUCUUCCCCGAGAGGAGAUACUUCUACUGGUACACCAUUAUUGGCUGGGGGACCCCAACUCUGUGCGUGUCGGUGUGGGCCGUGCUGAGGCUCUACUUUGAUGACACAGGCUGCUGGGACAUGAAUGACAGCACAGCUCUGUGGUGGGUGAUCAAAGGCCCCGUGGUCGGCUCCAUCAUGGUGAACUUUGGGCUCUUUGUCGGCAUCAUCUUCAUCCUGGUGCAGAAACUUCAGUCUCCAGACAUGGGAGGCAAUGAGUCCAGCAUCUACUUAACAAAUUUAAGCCUGGGAGUCCCCAAGAAAGCCCGAGAGGACCCCCUGCCUGUGCCCUCAGACCAGCAUUCACUCCCUUUCCUCAGCUGCGUGCAGAAAUGCUACUGCAAGCCAGAGCGGGCUCAGCAGCACUCUUGCAAGAUGUCAGAACUGUCCGCCAUCACUCUACGGCUGGCCCGGUCCACGCUGCUGCUCAUCCCGCUGUUCGGGAUCCACUACACGGUGUUCGCCUUCUCGCCGGAGAACGUCAGCAAGAGGGAGAGGCUGGUGUUCGAGCUGGGGCUGGGCUCCUUCCAGGGCUUCGUGGUGGCUGUUCUCUACUGCUUUCUGAAUGGGGAGGUGCAGGCGGAGAUCAAGCGUAAGUGGCGGAGCUGGAAGGUGAAUCGUUACUUCGCCGUGGACUUCAAGCACCGGCACCCGUCCCUGGCCAGCAGCGGGGUGAACGGGGGCACCCAGCUCUCCAUCCUGAGCAAGAGCAGCUCCCAGAUCCGCAUGUCCGGCCUCCCGGCCGACAACCUGGCCACCUGAGCACCCCCCGCCCUCCUCGCCUCCACUCACAGGCUGGGGCUGCAGGCGGGCGCCGGCCACGCAUGCUGUGCCUCUUCUCUCCCUUCGGGCAGGCCCGGGGCUGGAAGCUGGGCUCCCCGAGGGGGGAGAAGGAUGCAGGCGCAGAUGGGUAUGUCCCCCCUCUUCCCGUUGGGGCGCUGGCCCCACCCACCAUGGGCCCCUGGGCCCUGACCCCAGACAUGUAAAUACUCCUCAAAUCUGGAAAAGUCGUCCCAUCCUGAUCCUGUCGUCCAGUGUCCCUCUCACCUCGGUCUGGUCCCAGCUCCCCCUACCCCAUCGCCACCAGCCUCAGCGACCACCUGGCCCGUGGUGAGGCUGAAGACCUUGCUCUGGGGGUGCAGGUGGGGCCUGCUGGACAGACUCUCGACUGUGUGACUCUCCGUGUGGACUCCCCCAGCCUGCCCAUCCCCCCGGGGCCCUUCCCAGGCCUGGCCCAGUCUCAGGGGCCAGCCACAGGUGCCAUGUGGGCAGCCAGAGCGUCCUUCCCUGCACACCAGCCGUGAAGGUCUCCCGUGUGUGGUGUCCGGGUGCCCAGCUCCUGGGUGUCAGGCCAGUGGGGCGGCUUCAGGCCCCUUCCCCUCUGAGGCUGCAGUUUGAGUGGGGGCUGAAGGUCAGGGAAAGUUCUGGUGCUUUUCAUUUGGCCUGAGGGAAAUUGCCGAGAGCCGGAAAUGUGGAUAUAAUCAGGAAGGAUGCAGAAGGACCUGUGGAAGAAGACCGUCACCAUUUCCAUUACUGUCCCUCCAGCUCACGGAGGGCGGGGUUCAUCUGGUAGCCGCUCUCUUGCCCCUCCUGCCCCAGGCGUCAGCCGUGGAAGGUGAGAGGUGCCUCAGAGGAACUGCCCCAGCCACGCCUUCCCCGUAGAAUCCCUGAGCCCUCCCACCCCCACUUUCCUUUAAGUCAAAGCCAUGACUGGGACGAGCCAGACACCUUCCAGUGAUGUCAGUGAAUCCUUGCACCUCCAUGGGCCCAAGUCCAGGGCCCCAGGGCCCCUCCCCACCCCCAGCGCCACCCCCAUGGACGAUGAGGAGCCCUGGCCACCAGCUCCUUGGGCUUGGACUCAGCUACUGAAACCCAUCCGAGACCUCUGCAAAGACCAACCUCUCUGGGCGCUCUUGGAAUCACCACGGGAGGACAAGGAGGUGUCAGAGGUGUCUCAGAUGCUGAAGGGAAGCCAUGCCCACCAGGCCUGUUAGCAGAGGAGCAGGCACCCCAGCGCCCGUCUGGGCUCCCCACGGCCAGCCCGAGAAUAAAACAGGCCAGAGCCUGGUUCCAGGAGGUGGAGGAAAGUGCCGGAGUGCCAUGCCCUGUGGGUGGGGCCGGCUUCGUGCCGUCAGCUUUUGGUGUUCCCGUCUGAGUGCGUCUGUGAACUUGUUUCGUGAUCACAUUGGGGGAGGGGAAUGUUGCUUUGCCUGGUUUUAGAAAGAGGCUGGGGGCUGGUGGGGCCGCUCACUUCUGGAACGGCCUGCAGGGUGACUGGAGAAGGGUUUCGAUGUGUAGUUUAGAGAACUGUGGACCCUGGGUCUUUGGCGCGGCCGGGGCAGGAAGGCAGCUGCCUGCUGUUGCCCGGGCAGUCUGUGGCUGAGGCUGGCCAGUGGUCCUUCCAUCCGGCACCAGGCCCCAUGAGACCCGUGUGUCACUCAAGUGGGCGUCCCUGGUCACCUUGCACUUGGGGCCCCACUGAGGGGCCUGGGCUGCUUGGCAGGGGCCACGGGCUGGGAUUCGGAGACGGAGGAUCUUCCCCGGUCGGCCCUAGACCAGGAGACUGUGGACACAGAGUGGUCCUUGUCUGGGCCCCAGUUUCCCCACUGCCGAGGGGAGGGGCCCUCAGAUGCUUCUGUGGUCUCUGCACGCCCGCCACUCUCCAGUUCGAGUCUGAGGCGGGGAAAGGGCGUGUGCCAUUAUGUGUAUCACUCAAGGUUUUGAUGUGUCUGUUUGCGUGUGUGUAUGUGUGUGUGGGCGGGCGCUGUUUAUUCUUGGAAGUGGAACGCCUGUCUCUUUCAUUUGGACACCACAGUGGACACUGGUGGGCCGCAGGGAAAGGUCGGGCCUGGGACCACUGGCCAGGUGCCUUGGCAUGGUGUGGGCCAGGGCCCCAGGGCGCCGAGGCUGGGUGGGCAGAGGUCACGUCCAGAUUCUGGGAGCAGCCCCGACUAUGGGCCUUAUUUCCUCACCCUCGCCACCCUCAGCGAGUCUGCCGCACUGUGGAAGGAGAGGCUUGGACUUUUUGGGCAGAGACCGUCACAAAACAGCAGAAACGGCAAUCCCUGAACCCCACGUGCUUCCCGCCUGAGCCCUGGGCCCGGGUCCUCGCGGAGGCUCCAGGUUCCCGCUGGUUUGUCAGUUUGCUCUUCUCUCCGAACCAACACCUGCCAGGCUCGCGGGCAGCGGUACCUGCCGCGCUCUCCAUGCCCUGGGUCGGGCAGCGGUACCUGCCGCGCUCUCCAUGCCCCGGGUCGGGCAGCGGCCUCCGGAGGCACGGGCAGUGGGAGGCCGGCAUGAAGUCUGGGUGAACCCUCCUCUCUGAUCCCUUGUUUCCAACUCUGUGAUGCUGGCAGCGAGACCGGGUGAUUUGUGCGGCCCGGGGCACCCCGGGGGCUCUGUCUAAACACCAUCCCCCACUGGGGAUGGGCCCUGGGCAAGGGCCGUUGCCUGGUCCCGAGAGGAUGGGAAGGCACACCGAGGGAGGGGCAGCUGAAGGCCCGGGGCGGGGGAGGCCGGAGAGGAGUAGAGGUUCCAACUGCAUGACUCUAGAAGGUCAUUAUCACAAGGGAAGUUACGUCUCUUCCAUGCGACCCCAUAGGACAGAGGGUUCCCCGGGGGAGGCUGAAUUCUCCUUGGGAGGAGGAAGUCUCUCAUGCUCUGUCUUGGGUGUCUUAGCACGGCAGUGUCGGGAAUGUCCCCAGCCCUGGGGGAGGUGGCACUCCAGGUCAGGGGUGCUGAGGCUGUCAGGGAGCCCAGGAAGGGUCAGAGUGUGAGGUUUGGGGGGUUCAGUGGCUCUGGUGGCCCCCGGCACUGCGGACUUCAUGACAGUCCCCACGUCUGAGGACAGGCCACAUUCUCUGUCUCAGCGACCCUCCUUGACAUGCCUGGGGUCCUCAGUGAGUCCUUCUCCAGUCCCCCCACUGCCGGCACCAGUGACUCCAGGGACUGAGCCCAGGGAGCUGGGGCCAGGCCCAAGGCUUGCCCUACACCUGAGUCCUACACCUGAGUCUCCUGCCGAGAGCGCUGGCUCUGCUCCUCCUUCUGACCCUUUCCCUUCCUGAAGGAAAGCAGAAGAGGCUUUCUUUGUUAUUCUGGGGGUCCCCCUGACCCCCUCAAGGACACUCCAGAGGGAAAGCAGGGAGUGCUCUGUCACCGUCAAUUCCUGCUUGAGCCUAGUGACCACGGAGACCUCUGGGGGGCCCUGAGCAGGGAGCGGAGGGCCUGGGUUUCUCCCAGUUUUGCAGCUGACCUGUUUGACCUUGACUCCUUCCCUAGGUAUCUUUGGGGAAGCUCCAAGCACUAGAGCGGGGAGGAACUUGAGAUCUGCAGGUCAGACCUCCCCACUGGGCUGACAAAGAAACACCAGCGGGCCUAGCCUGGUGCCUGCUGCCGUGCUGGGACCCAAUGCACUUUGCAGAUGUGAGGACAGGGGCCCGCCCACAGGUGCCCAGCCCUGCGCAGGAGCCCGAGCGAGACCCUCAGGAAAGCUUCUGUGAACAUGGUCAGCCUUGUGCAGCUUUCGAGGGGCUCUGGCUACACAGGUUAUUAGCGCUCCAGAGGACAGGACAGGUGGCGGAGCUACUGUGAUGUAGGGGGACUGCCCGGUGCCCUGGGCCUCAGCCCUUGUCCUGUGCGCCAGGGCGGAACCUCUCUGGGCCUCUGCUUCCUAAUCCGACAAACGGGAGGACGUGAUUUGCGUUCGGUCCCGUGGGACAGGGAUGGGGUUGAAGUGAGAUGCCCUGUUGGCGAAUGGGCUCUGGGCACCACACCAGGGGUGGGCUGGUGAUCGGGGUGAAGACCCCCGCAGGGUACCCUGUGCUGUUGGCCAACGGCUUGGCGCCCUCCUAGAUGAAGCUUUGUCCCAUCUGUGAAAACCACCAGCACCGGAGGGAAGGUGGAGGCCAGGGCUCCUCCGACGGACACAGGAUGGCAGCUUUGUGUCCGUCUGCUGACUCAGUCUGUCUUUGGGGUUGGGAUAAGGAGACUUCUGUGUGGGUAAUGCCAGCAUCUCCCUGCCACUUCCACAGAAAUCCUUUAAAGUUUUGGGACGUCCCUGCAGUGGGCCGAGCGCCCAGUCCUCCUCCUUCCCUUGAACUUGAGCCCUGGGAUGUGUCUGUGCUUAGCCUUGCGUGUCUUGUCCUGUGUCCGUCUUCUGUAGCUCUGCCUCUGUGAGGGCUGGGGCGGGGCAAGCCCUGGCAUUCCAGACGUGGCCCCCCGGGUCCCUCCGGGCAGAGGGGCAGCCUGGGUUUCCUCUCCCAUGGCCAAGACCAGCCACACAGACCUCCUGCUCCCGCCGCCGCCGCCAUUAAUGCUGUGCGCACGACCUUGUCUGGGACUUUAUGGACGUCACA